GACUUGAAAGAAAGCGAAAAAUUUUGGAAUUAUGGGGGAAUAAGGAAAUUUCAAAAGUGAAAUAGGAAUGAGGAAUUCCUCGGUUUAGGUGGGAAGAGGGAGGAGAGAUAAGAGAUGGGGAGAGGAAAAGUGGAGCUGAAGAGAAUAGAGAACCCAACAAACAGGCAGGUGACCUUCUCCAAGAGGAGAAAUGGACUUCUGAAGAAGGCUUUCGAGCUGUCUAUCCUCUGCGAUGCUGAAGUUGCUCUCCUCAUCUUCUCUCCUUCUGCAAAGAUUUACCAGUUUGCCAGUCAUGACAUGGAUAGGACCAUUUCAAGGUACAGAAUGGAAGUAGGGCUGCCUAAUUCAAUUGAUCCUCACUUUAGAACCAUGGAGUUUUGGAGAAGCGAGAUCGACGAGUUAAAGAGAUCCAUAGACACCCUGGAAGCAAGACUUAAGCACUUAGCUGGAGAAGAGAUAUCAGCCUUGGGCAUGAAAGAGUUGAAACAGCUAGAGCGACAUUUAAAGAUUGGAGUGGAACGUAUUCGCUCCAAAAAGAGGGGAAUUGUUUCUCAGCAAAUCAACUCGCUGAAGAAAAGGCAUAGAGCCCUCCAAGAGGAGAACACUCAUCUACAGAAAAGAUUGCAUGAGCUAGAUGAUGCCAACAUAAGCUCAAGAAUUCAGGGAGCAAAUGCAGGCAGUGUGUUUUAGCCAAGGGUUCAUCAAGAAAGAGAUCUCUAUUAAAUAAAUACCACCGUCUCUACUCUUGAUUCAGUUACUUCAGUUAUAGAAGAAAUUGUGAUUGCAGACUUGCUAAGACAAGUUUGAUUGCUUUAGCUUGAAUUGCUUUUGCAUCAAAAUUCAGGAGUAUGCAUGUUAAAACAAAGUUCGAUUUCUAGCAAUUAAUAAUAAGACCGUAGCUAUUUGUAUGACAAGCAUAUGCAAGACUAAUGAUCAUAUAUGUGAACAUAUGUAGCGAUCAUUUUAUUGUACC
Molecule: messenger RNA, 973 nt
Organism: Rubroshorea leprosula
Lineage: Eukaryota; Viridiplantae; Streptophyta; Magnoliopsida; Malvales; Dipterocarpaceae
Source: the annotation of a GenBank genome assembly